Messenger RNA from Ambispora gerdemannii, 1524 nucleotides. NCBI's taxonomy places the organism in Eukaryota, Fungi, Glomeromycota, Glomeromycetes, Archaeosporales, Ambisporaceae. The record is from the annotation of a GenBank genome assembly.
AUGUCGACUCUAGUUCCCACAUACUUUUCAAAAAUCUCCAAACUUUAUCCUGCUCAUGUACAAUCAAAUCAAACUGCGCGAUACAACCAGCUAGUAGAAACAUUUAAAAAGCGGUAUGACGGUUGUAGCCCCUCCUUCAUCGCUCGUUCGCCUGGACGUGUAAACCUUAUUGGGGAACACAUCGAUUACACGGGAUUCGGUGUUUUGCCAAUGGCCAUAAGUCGUGAUGUACUUAUUGCUGUUUCAUACAAUGAUGAUGACGAUAACGGCGAAAUAGUUGUGGAAGUCUCCAAUAUGCAAAAUACACGUUACCCGGACAGAAAAUUUGUGUAUCUGGGUAAAGAACGUGUUGUUGAUAUUGAAAAUGAAGAGGGAGUCGUGGAAUGGAGUAAUUAUUUCAAGUGUGGAUAUAAAGGUGUACUUCAACACCUUAAAUUAGAUCAUCCUAAAGGAAUGCGUUGUUUGAUUGAUGGGAAUGUUCCGGAAGGUAGUGGGUUGUCUAGUUCGGCAGCGUUUACUUGCUGUGCGGUGUUGGCUACUUGUUUUGCCAAUAACGCCCAGUUGAAUAAAAUUCAAUUGACAGAGAUUGCUGCCUCGUGUGAGAGAUUCAUUGGACUUGGUACCGGAAACAUGGAUCAAACAGCCUCCAUCUGCUCUCUUCUCGAUCAUGCACUCUACGUAGAAUUCCUCCCCACACUAACAGCAACACCCAUAAAAUUACCAUUCACCAAUCCGCCUCUGGCAUUUGUAAUCGCCAAUACACUUGUCAAGGCCGACAAAGUAACCACCGCGCCUACAAACUACAAUCUACGUGUAGUUGAAGCAAAAAUCGCCGCGUAUUAUUUGGGCCGACAACUUUUCAACACAGAUUGCGAGAUCUUACGAAAUGUGGUGGAUUUGUACGAUUCUGAUAAUCACGAAAAGGUCGUCACUGUGGAAAAAUUGAAUGCACUUUUACGCGAGAUUGAUCGGUUAUUUGAGAAGAAACAUGAAGGAUAUCGAUUAUCGGAGCUUUCGAUUCUUUUGGGGUUGGAUAUUUCAGAAAUCAAGUGCCGAUUUAUUGGACAGUAUAUUAUACGUGCAGAAACUUUCCAUUUAUAUAAGCGCGCGAAACAUGUGAUAGAAGAGUCGUUAAGAGUAUUAAAGUUUUAUGAGGCUUGUGUACGGGGUUGUGAUGCAGAUGAUGAGGAUAGCAAAAGCGAAGAGUUAUUUGACACACUGGGCAAGUUGAUGAAUCAAAGUCACAUAAGCUGUCGUGACCUUUAUGAUUGUUCGUGUAAGGAAUUGGACGAUCUUGUCGAAAUAUGCUUGGAGAAUGGGGCAAAGGGAAGUCGAUUGACUGGCGCCGGAUGGGGUGGAUGUACCGUAUCCUUAGUUCCUUUGAAUAUUGUUAAUAGUUUCAUACGUAAUGUUCGUGAGAAAUAUUAUCAACCACGGUUUCCAAAUCUAAGCGAAGCAGAAUUAGAUGAUGUCAUAUUUGCGGCUACUCCGGGAAGCGGGGCGGCUGUUAUCAUUGGUUUAUGA